Closterium sp. Yama58-4 is the source of this 327-nucleotide messenger RNA. The record is from the annotation of a GenBank genome assembly. NCBI's taxonomy places the organism in Eukaryota, Viridiplantae, Streptophyta, Zygnematophyceae, Desmidiales, Closteriaceae.
AUGGCGCUGGGGCAGCAAGCGUCGGCCGUGGAUAUGGCCGAGGAAGAGGCAGAGGACGAGGGGGAGGAAGGUUUGGUGGCAGCAACUUCGGCGGAGGCCGCGGGAGUGGCGGAUACGGCAGCGACGACAAGAGCUACGGGCGCGGUCGCGGCCGAUUCGACGGCGAGUGUCACUAUUGCCACAAGAGCGGACACAUGUGGCACGAUAGGUACAAACUCCCUGAAGGAUGGACCCCUGCUCAAGGCCAAGAGGGUAGAGGAGCAGGAGGAGGGAGAGGAAGAGGCCGUGGAGGCCGUGGCGGUCGCGGAGGCGGUGCUGCAAACAUGA